UUUUUUUACAAUGCAAAUCCAGUCCAAUUUUUUUUAAAAGCCACCUGCUUGUGCAGGUCAGGUAGGGUGCGUUCAGGUGUUCCCAUGAGAUAAGCAACCCAUUCCCCAAGGAGCCCGGCACUUAUUACCUACCAAGGUUUUGCUGGCAUCAGUACCUGGGGCAGAGCUGCACCCUCCAAACGUCGCCGAUGGCUGAUGCAGAGUUUGGCGGCAUGUCCAUAAAGGAGGUGGAAAUCGAGGGCAAACGCAAACCCUUGCAGCCUCACUGGUAUGAGCUGUACGUCCAGCCUUGCAUAGCCGAGCUCCUGGGCUCUACCCUCUUCAUCUUCAUCGGCUGCUCUUCUGUGAUCGAGAACGUGGAGAGCACGGGGCGGCUGCAGCCGGCGCUGGCGCAUGGGCUGGCUCUGGGGCUCAACAUCGCCUUUUUGGGCAAUAUCAGUGGUGGCCAUUUCAAUCCAGCUGUCUCCCUGGCGGCGUGGCUGAUCGGUGGGCUGAACAUCGUGCUGCUCCUCCCUUACUGGGUUGCCCAGAUGUGCGGAGGGGCGAUAGGUGCUGCCUUGGCAAAGGCCAUGACGGCAGGUGAGAGAUACGUCAAUGCCACGGGCGGGGCUUUCUCCACCAUCACGUCCGAUGAGCAGAUCCCCGCGGCCAUCGUGGGCGAGAUCGUCAUGACCUUGUUCCUGGUCCUGGCUGUCUGCAUGGGAGCCAUCAAUGAGAAGACCAAGACCCCUCUGGCACCCUUCUGCAUCGGCUUCACGGUCACGGCGGACAUCCUGGCCGGGGGCGCGGUAUCGGGGGCCUGCAUGAACCCUGCUAGAGCUUUCGGGCCAGCGCUGGUGGCAAACUACUGGGACUAUCACUGGCUUUACUGGGUGGGGCCCAUGGUAGCCAGCCUGCUCGCCAGUCUGCUGAUAAGGCUCCUGCUCGGCGGCAGGGAAAUCCGCCUGUUUCUGAAGUGAGACCGGGCACGGGACUGUGCCUCGGCUGGGUCCGUGGCCCCGUGCGAGUGCCUGCUGGUCGGGACGUGGGUCGGACUCGGGCGCAGGAAAGCUCUGCCGGCCCCGUGCCAGGCC
Gavialis gangeticus (Gharial) is the source of this 1073-nucleotide messenger RNA. It is a transcript of the gene AQP8, whose product is annotated as aquaporin 8. Lineage: Eukaryota; Metazoa; Chordata; Crocodylia; Gavialidae. The transcript is spliced from 6 exons. Gene Ontology annotation, cellular component: plasma membrane. The record is from RefSeq and is a predicted model, not a curated record. Gene Ontology annotation, molecular function: water channel activity. The coding region runs from base 189 to 959 and encodes 256 amino acids. Gene Ontology annotation, biological process: water transport; transmembrane transport.